Messenger RNA from Lindgomyces ingoldianus, 1932 nucleotides. RefSeq lists its product as uncharacterized. The transcript is spliced from 4 exons. Lineage: Eukaryota; Fungi; Ascomycota; Dothideomycetes; Pleosporales; Lindgomycetaceae. The record is from RefSeq and is a predicted model, not a curated record. The coding region runs from base 1 to 1932 and encodes 643 amino acids.
AUGCUCUCAGAUGGUCGCCCCGACUCACUAGUCUCGCCAACAGAGACUCGUACUCUUGAUUUGGGUGGAAACUCGCCCACACUCCCUGCUGCUGAAGGACCUCAGCCAGAAUGGAUAAAACGGCGGAUACAUAGAUGGAAGUCUCCUCUUUUAAUGGUGGUCUUCUAUAUCAUUGGUUUGGCGAUGAGUCUUGCGCACUGCAUAUUCUAUCCUAAGCUCAAGGGCGUCAUUGUUGGUAAUCCUGAUAGUCAAGAGGGCAAGAUACGGCAGGUUCCCCGAGCCUUCGCCUUUCUUAGUCAGAUAUGCCUCUCUACUAGCGUAUGGAUAAGCUAUACGCAGUGGUUAUGGCGAACAGUGAACAAGACCGAGAUGACGGUUGGAGGCCUCAACGCUGCCUUCGGGGCAGACACCUCUGUGUUGUCACUGCUCAACCUCGAGAUGCUUCAAGAGCUGCGGGUAGGUUCGGCAAUGGCUCUAUUUGCCUGGGGCCUGCUGCUUCCUCCUUUCUUCACUCCCGCAACUCUAUUCGUGUACCCCAGCACCAAGAUUUCUGAGGUCGAGCAAUUGAUGCCAUAUCCGGCUAUUGCAGAUAGCAGCGCUGGCCACAGGUUUGCGUACUCUCCUCCGAUCCUACGCGGAACUACCCAGCACUUCGACGAUGUGAGCAGAAAGUACACCGGACCGCGUACUAUUGUCAGUCUCAUAUCAACCGCUACCGCAUCGCUUGGUGAAAUAUUGUCGGUGAGCUCCUUCUACAAUAGUUCGACGUAUUCAGUCGACUUCUUUGCGCCAAUCGUGAGAUGUCGGGAGGCCGACCCGUCUGAGGCAACUCAGAUAGACGGCUUCCUCAAAAAGGAAAUGGCCAUCCAGCUCGGGACGAAUAACGAAACGGAUAGUGCAUAUUACAGCUUCGUACCUACAUGGUCUGCAUCUGGUGAACUCACGGCCGUCUCUCAACCGCGGCUGCAAACGCCCUCUAAUGCUACAAACCAGCUCUGGAUGACAUUUCUAAGAUUCAAGCAACGUCAUUAUCAAGUCUGCCAACUGCAUAACGCGACAUAUCAUCUCAAUAUCACCCGCGAUCAUGGAUAUCAAAAUAUUUCUGGUUCAUACGAUGUCCACGAAAAAGUCGCUUAUCCCAAUGACAAGCCCGGCGAUAUUUCCAACAUGGCAGAACAUGCUUAUACAGCUUUCAUGUGGGUGCUCUCCGACCAACUCGUUGGCAAAUUCUCCUGGUACGAAAACUCCAGCUCUAAUCAAUCCACCACAUCCCCUGCAAACUUGUCUACAGCCUCACAAUUUGGCCUCAUUGACUCACCAAUAUCGCGGACGAGUUUACUCGGGAGUGUAGACCUCGAUGCAUUUUUUGAGUUUGAUGAGGAGAGGGGAUUGUAUGCGACAAAGAAUGAGACGUUGGGGGAUCAGAGGUUGCAGGAUAAAGCGUUUGCGAGGAAUCGGACGUUGGAUGUGUUGAUUGAGGAGUUAAGUUUUAAUAUGACGGUUAGUUUGAUGCAUAAUGAUUUGCUAACCCAUAAAACCCUCACCACCGUCUUGGUUCGCACCCCCGUAAACUGCUACGCCUACAAAACCUACGGCCUCUUCAUACCCUAUGCUCUCGCGAACCUCUUCACUUUCCUCGUCGUCGCUAUGGGUUUAUACUCCUACAUCCACGAUGGUGUGCGCCCGGAUAAGAAAUUUCAGGAUAUUGUGGUUGCGGCUGAAGAUCCGGAAUUUGUGCAGGUUGUUAGAAGUCGGAAAAGGAGUGUUACAGCGGUUAUGGUGGGCGAGAGGAUUAUUUGGAGGGCGGGGACGAUGGAUUUAGGUAGGGGUUUGGGAAGGGGGCAAGUGAGGAAGGUGUUUUGGUGGAGGGGUGGAGAGGGGAAGAGGAAGAGGAAGAGGAGGGAAAGGGUAAGAGGUCGGAGUGGAGGGUGA